Messenger RNA from Vicugna pacos (alpaca), 2054 nucleotides. Lineage: Eukaryota; Metazoa; Chordata; Mammalia; Artiodactyla; Camelidae. The record is from RefSeq and is a predicted model, not a curated record.
UGAGCAGGCACUGUCGGGGAAUGAGGAAGUCCCCAGCAGCACAGCCUGGUGCCUGGCAGGUGGCAGGGUCCCAGGUCAACCAGCUUCUGGCCCCAGCUGGGGCACUGGCCAGCUGGGGGCUGGAGCCGGGGUCCCACCCACACCUGCCAGGGUGGCUGUACCCGCUCCUCCCGACCCCUCACCUCCAUGGGUGGAAGGGAGCCCCACAACACUUCAGGGGGUUCGGGGGGGCAGAGGCCAGAGGAGGGCCACAGUGCAGGGAAGAGUGCUCUCUUAGAUGCCACCUGUCCCUGGAGCAUCCCCACAUCCUCCUCCACGCUUACUGGGGUGACUGGGAAGAAAGAAAGCCCAGGACCGGGUGAGCUGAUGGGAGCGGGGUGCUUCCUCUCUUGACGACACCUCUCCUGGAGUCCCCUGGGCUGAGUUCCUGUCUGGCUGUGUCCAGAGCCCUGGCAGGCAUCGAGGUGGCAGGCCUGGGUCAGGACUAGGACUGUGGCAAGCAUCCCCCGACCACCCCCGGCAGCCAUGUCCGACUACGAGAACGAGGAUGAGUGUUGGAGUGCCCUGGAAGGCUUCCGCGUAAAGCUCAUCGCGGUCAUCGACCCCGCCCGCAUCACCCCCUACCUGCGGCAGUGCAAGGUCCUGAACCCUGACGAUGAGGAGCAGGUGCUCAGCGACCCCAACCUGGUCAUCCGCAAGCGGAAAGUGGGUGUGCUCCUGGACAUCCUGCAGCGGACUGGCCACAAGGGCUACGUGGCCUUCCUUGAGAGCCUGGAACUGUACUACCCACAGCUCUACAAGAGGGUCACAGGCAAGGAGCCCACCCGCGUCUUCUCCAUGAUCAUCGAUGCGUCCGGGGAGUCGGGCCUGACGCAGCUGCUGAUGAGCGAGGUGAUGAAGCUGCAGAAGAAGGUGCAGGACCUGACAGUGCUGCUGAGCUCCAAGGAUGACCUGAUCAAGGAGCUGCGGGUGAAGGACAGCCUGCUGCGCAAGCACCAGGAGCGCGUGCAGCGGCUCAAGGAGGCUUGCGAGGCGGGCAGCCGCGAGCUCCAGCGCUGCAAGGAGGACAACUAUGACCUGGCCAUGCGCCUGGCCGUGCUGGAGGAGGACUGGCGGCAGGCGCUGCGGGACCACCAGGAGCAGACCAGCACCAUCUUCUCCCUGCGCAAGGAUCUGCGCCAGGCCGAGGCCUUGCGUGCCCGGUGCAUGGAGGAGAAGGAAAUGUUCGAGCUGCAGUGCUUGGCCCUGCGGAAGGACUCCAAGAUGUACAAGGAUCGCAUCGAGGCCAUCCUGCAGCAGAUGGAGGAGGUCGCCAUCGAGCGGGACCAGGCCAUCGCGAGGCAGGAGGAGCUGCACGCGCAGCACGCCCGCAACCUGCAGGAGAAGGAUGCGCUGCGGAAGCAGGUCCGCGAGCUGAGCGAGAAGGCAGACGAGCUGCAGCUGCAGCUGUUCCAGCGCGAGGGCCAGCUGCUGGCCGCGGAGGGCAGGCUCAGGCGGCAGCAGCUGGAGACGUCCGUCUUGAGCUCCGACCUGGAGGACAGCUCACCCAGGAACUCCCAGGAGCUCUCGCCCCCCCGCGACCUGGAAGAGAACGCCCAGCUCUCAGACAAAGGUGGCCAGGCCAUUGGGGAGAGCCUGGAGCAGCCCUCUGUGGCUCUGCAGAAGGAGCGGCUUUCACUGACCCCCGACGAUGCAGGCCUGAGCAGCAGGGAGCCCCCAGAGAAGGAGAAGGGGCGGCGGCGCCUCAAAGAGAGCUUCGAGAACUACCGCAGGAAGCGGGCCCUCAGAAAGGUGCAGCACGGCUCCAGGCAGGGAGAGGUGGACUGGGAGAACACCACGGGCAGCGACAACACUGACACCGAGGGCUCCUAGUCGGCGCCUUAGUCCAGCGGCCCGUCGUGGGAGGAGGACAUGGCGCCGCCCCAGGACCUGGGCGCUGCCCCUCUAGGCCGCCUCUUUGUUGGCGAGCACAGGCGUGCUCUAUUCCUAUGUAAUGCACACGCAUGCUGCAGUGUUAAAAACGCAGCCGUCAAUAAACGACCGUGGUCCAGACA